UGAAAAGCAGUGGUGGCCACAGAGGAGGCGGGAGAUGGUCUUCACCUGUGCCCAGCCUCCCUACCUGAACCCAGUCACCCCCUUCUCUGGGAUAAUCCAAGGGGGUCUCCAGGAGGGACUUGAGAUCACUGUCCGUGGAACUGUUUUACCCUCCAGUGGAACCAGGUUUGCUGUGAACUUUCAGACAGGCCGCAGUGACGAUGACAUUGCCUUCCACUUUAACCCACGGUUUGAAGAGGGCGGGUCUGUGGUCUGCAACACGAAGAAGAAAGGACUCUGGGGGCUGGAGGAGAAGAAGACACACCUGCCCUUUCAGAGGGGGAGUCCCUUUGAGCUCAGCUUCCUGGUGCUGAGCUCAUGUUUCCAGGUGAUGUUGAACGGGAGCCUCUUUGUGCAGUACCCACACCGUGUGCCCUUCCACCGCGUGGACACCCUCUCUGUCACCGGCGCUGUGCAACUGUCCUCCAUCAGCUUCCAGAAGCAAACAAUGAUCCACAGGGAGCUGAGCGCCCCUCAACAGAUGUCAGAGAUGAAUCCAUUCUUCACCUGCAUCCCGGGUGGCCUGUACCCCUCCAGGAGAAUCAUUGUGUCGGGCACCAUCCUGCCCAACGCUCAAUGGUUCCACAUCAACCUGCGCUCUGGGAGUGACAUCGCCUUCCACUUGAACCCCCGUUUCAAUGAGAACUCUAUGGUCCGCAACUCACUGAUCAACGGCUCUUGGGGGCAUGAGGAGAGAAGUCUGUGGGGACCAAUGCCCUUCAUCCAAGGCCAGAGCUUCACGGUGCGCAUCACAUGUAAAGCCCAUCGCCUCAGGGUGGCCGUGAAUGGAGUGUACAAGUUUGACUACAACCACCGCAUGAAGAACUUUCGCGCCAUCAACGUCCUGGAUGUAGCGGGUCACAUCCGGCUGACCCAUGUGCAGUUAUAGGCGGGAUCCCUGGUCUGGGCUCGAGGGCUGGGGCACGUUGCUGUCUGGAUCUGCUCAUCACCUCCACCUUCCCCGUCCCUGCCCCAGCCCCAGCCCUUCCCAGCCUGCAGAGGGUCUCUUUUCUGGGGAGACCACGCUCUUGUCUGGCCCUGCUGAGGCUGCUGCAGCCAGCCUGGAGUGCCGAGGGCAGCUGGCUGGGACCAUUUUCCUCAGUAGGGGCAGGACCGGGGGCCCCAGCUGCCCAAAUCCAUCCAUCUGAGGAGAGGGGUGGUCCACACAGGCUGCAGCCCCAGGUUCAGUUCCCUGGGCAGUAAGGGAGGGUGCUGGGCCUUCCCAAGUGCCCGACCCAGGCCCACACCCCGUCUGCCUCUCAGCUGCAUCCCCAGCCCAGUCAGCUCCAGUCAGCCCCAGGCCAGCAGCUCUUCACUCCCCAGGGGAGGCGGUCUCCUCGGCCCCUCCCUGUCUCCCAGCUUCAGCCUCUCCUGCACCUGCACCAGCCCUUCGCCCACUCCAGGAACGCUCCCUGAUGACACCCCACUGGUUUCCUCCAACUGAUGGGACCCUUCUCAGCAGGGGGCUCUCCCC
This is a messenger RNA of Equus quagga, 1513 nucleotides long. RefSeq names its product galectin-9-like. The transcript is spliced from 8 exons. Gene Ontology annotation, biological process: negative regulation of type II interferon production; negative regulation of CD4-positive, alpha-beta T cell proliferation; positive regulation of gene expression. The record is from RefSeq and is a predicted model, not a curated record. NCBI's taxonomy places the organism in Eukaryota, Metazoa, Chordata, Mammalia, Perissodactyla, Equidae. Gene Ontology annotation, cellular component: cytosol; nucleus. The coding region runs from base 35 to 928 and encodes 297 amino acids. Gene Ontology annotation, molecular function: carbohydrate binding; galactoside binding.